Messenger RNA from Penicillium verhagenii, 1257 nucleotides. RefSeq names its product TBC domain-containing protein. Lineage: Eukaryota; Fungi; Ascomycota; Eurotiomycetes; Eurotiales; Aspergillaceae. Gene Ontology annotation, cellular component: endoplasmic reticulum membrane. The record is from RefSeq and is a predicted model, not a curated record. Gene Ontology annotation, molecular function: GTPase activator activity. The transcript has 2 exons. The coding region runs from base 1 to 1257 and encodes 418 amino acids. Gene Ontology annotation, biological process: endoplasmic reticulum to Golgi vesicle-mediated transport; positive regulation of GTPase activity.
AUGGCUUCUCCUGGUAUUGAGCAGCACAAUGAGAGCUCGGUGGAGGUUUCCUCCCUUGAUGAAUCGAAGCUCUCCCAAUCUUCAAGUGAUUUGGAUGAAAAAUCGCCGGAGGAGCAAAUGAAGGAAAAAGCCCGAUCAGAGAAAGUUGAAGCGAUUUGUCAGGCAUGCAAUUCUCGUGACAUGGAGAGAUUAGUCGCCUAUGCUGUGAGCGAAGGUGGACUUUUGGAGGACGAGCUCCGACAAAAAGCGUGGCCUAUUCUUCUACAAUCCGACAGAGGUUCACAAAACGAUAGCCUGGUACCGUCAGAUGAACUCCCACCGCAUACCGAUGAGGAACAAGUUCAGUUGGACGUUAAUAGGUCAUUUGUCUACUAUCCAACUAAUCUUCCUGAAGAGGAUAUUGCCAAGAAGAAGGAGCAGUUGUCAGCCUUGAUCACCCAGGUCCUUCGGAAUUACCCUAUGCUCUGUUAUUUUCAGGGGUAUCAUGAUAUUGUGCAAGUAUUUUUCUUGGUCCUGGGGAAUCAACGAGCCGUAUCAGCCAUGGCCCAUAUCUCCCUUUUCCGCAUCAGAGAUUAUAUGCUUCAAACACUAUCCCCGGCUAUCAAACAUCUGCAACUCAUACCUGCAAUCAUCGAAACGGCUGAUCCCGCUUUGCGAAAACAUCUUGCUCAUAUCCAGCCAUUCUUUGCUCUUGCUGCCACACUUACCCUUUAUGCACAUGAUAUUCAGGAAUACAACGACAUUGCCCGGCUGUACGACUAUUUGUUAGCAAGGGAGCCGGUAGUGUCAAUCUACUUGUUUGCGGCAAUCAUUCUGUCCCGAAAGAAAGAGCUCUUGGAUAUUCCUCUGGAUGAGCCUGAGAUGCUCCAUUUCACUCUUUCCAAGCUUCCGCAGCCACUGGAUCUAGAUGGUCAUAUUCUACGUGCAGAGCAGCUCUUCAGGGAUCAUCCUCCCGAGACUUUGCCCUGUGGAAUGUGGAAAAGUAUCUCAAGAUACAGUGUACUCAAGACUUCGAGGGGCUCAUCUCCUAUCUAUACUGUUGAGGAGGCAAUGAGGCUAUUUGAAAAGCAAAACCGGCAAAUUCGCAAUGAGGAGCUUCGAAAGCAAGCCGUUGAUUUUGCAUGGAAACAUCGACGGACAGCUGGAUCCGUUGCGCUGGCUAUCUUGGUCGGUGCGGCAUCCUUUUAUCUCCGCAGAAAGGGGCUGGAUACUUCGAUAUGGUCCUUUAUUUGUCGAGUUCAAACUUUUUUUGUUUGA